GCAAGAAAAGAAGAAAAAAAAAAAAAAAAGGAAAAUUAGAGAGAAAAUGGCCAAAAAAAUGAUUGCAGUGUUUCUUAUGUGCAUUGUGGUGAUGGCUGCUUUGCAAUUUACCACUGCCAAUGAAGAGGUGGCCAAAUAUGAGGCUAAAUUUGAUGCCAAAUACAAGUCUUGCUAUGAAACUUGUGAGAAAGAAUGUCUUGAAAAGGGCAAUGGCCAAAGUUUUUGUGAAGUUAAAUGUGAUGAAGAUUGUGAUGAAAAAGAAACUGCUGAUAAGCUCCACAUCAAGCCAGCACAUUGAGUAAUGGAGGAUAAAAGAAAAUAAGUGCCCUUGGGAAAAUUUAUCAGAUUUAUGUCAAGAAUUCUUACCAUCAUUAUUCAUUAGUAUAUUAAAAUAAUCUAG
Benincasa hispida (wax gourd) is the source of this 400-nucleotide messenger RNA. RefSeq lists its product as uncharacterized. Lineage: Eukaryota; Viridiplantae; Streptophyta; Magnoliopsida; Cucurbitales; Cucurbitaceae. The record is from RefSeq and is a predicted model, not a curated record.